AUGUCCGCUAGACAAUUUUUAAACAUUUCGUCCUACAAGACCGCAUCCAGGUGUUGGAUACCAAUAAAACAAAUCAAUUCUGGUGCUAGCAACUUGAGAUUUUUCUCUUCCAAACAAAGAUGCAUUAACUUCAACAACUUACAUGAAAGCAACUUGAUUGCCAACGAUGCUGUAUUCACGAGUGCUGUUCAUGAGGAAUUAGAUUCUACACCAGACUUUGAAUCGUUUGAGCCUACUGUGUUUUCUUCCGAGGAAAUUCACACUGCUGGUCCAGUGAACAAGGCAUAA
Molecule: messenger RNA, 288 nt
Organism: Debaryomyces tyrocola
Lineage: Eukaryota; Fungi; Ascomycota; Pichiomycetes; Serinales; Debaryomycetaceae
Source: the annotation of a GenBank genome assembly